AUGCUAGCAAGAUCUUACAAACUUUUGACAGUCAGGAGUACCUACCGUGCUAUUUCAAGAACUUUUGCUUCUCAUUCAGGCUCUGGAUUCACUUCUUAUGAUACAAACAAAAAGACAGAAACCAACAGAUUGGAGAAGUCCCUCUCAAAGUUUUGGGAAAAAGUGGACGUUGCUCCAGCUUCAGGCAAACCAGGUUACGCAGUUACAUUAGAUAAGAAAUCGGUUAAGACUCCGCUUGGAUUUGAGUUGAACGUUCCCGAGAACAAGAAAUCUCUAGCUUAUUUGUUGGCCAAUGAGUGGAGAUCAUUACCAAGUUUACAAGUCAAGCCACACCUUCUACCACUAACAUCCAUAACAGCAAGAUGUAUUGAUUUGCACGAAGCGCAGAAAACAGAAGAUGAAGAAAUCAAGGCUAAGGUUGGUGAUUUAUCUACUAUCAAAACGUUGCUCUUAAGAUAUUUAGAUACUGAUACCAUGUUGGUUUUUUCACCAAAAGAAGACUGUGAUGGAUUACUAAGAGAUGAACAAGAGAAAUGUUAUAGACCAAUCAUUGCAGACAUGGAACAAUUUUUUGCAAAGUUCAGUGAAGAUGGCAAGCCACUAAAAUUCACCUUUCUGGAUUGUGAAAAAUCUGGAUUUGCAAGUAAUUUCCAAACUGAGGAAACCAAGAAGGCGGUAAAUAAAUACCUUAACUCGCUGUCUACCUGGGACCUUGUUUGUUUGGAGAAUGCGACUCUUGUCUCCAAAUCGUUUCUUGCGGGUGUCGCAAUCUUGAGAAACGCAGAUUACAACGAUAAAUUCAUUAUUGAUAUUGAAGAGUUAUCGAGAUUAGUCAAUUUAGAAACCGUCAUACAAACUUCUAUCUGGGGUGAGGUUGAAGAUACCCAUGAUGUCAAUAGGGUUGAUAUCAAGAGAAACCUGUCUUGUGCUUCGAUCGUUGCCUUCAGUUCAAAGGAUUAA
Molecule: messenger RNA, 960 nt
Organism: Pichia kudriavzevii
Lineage: Eukaryota; Fungi; Ascomycota; Pichiomycetes; Pichiales; Pichiaceae
Exons: 1
Coding region: 1-960 (319 amino acids)
Biological process (GO): mitochondrial proton-transporting ATP synthase complex assembly
Cellular component (GO): mitochondrion
Source: RefSeq, a predicted model, not a curated record